UCUAUCUAUCUAUCUAUCUAUCUAUCUAUCUAUCUAUCUAUCUAUCUGUCUGUUCUGACAUCUGAAUAAAAGUGAUGUUUGCGUUUGUUUCUUAAUAUUUGGGGGAUGUAUUCUGGCAUCCGGGAGCAGUCUUAUCAUCCAUGUGACAGAAUCUUUUAUUAAAAGUCGCAUUUGCUAAAUGCAUACGUGUCAAAAAUGGAAAUUAAAACAAUUACAAUCACUUUUAUUUUACUAUUCAUCCGUUUAUAGUCUCUUUGCUGCUUUGUUUAGUACACGUUUUUGUUAACGUUUCAAUAAAGUUCUGGAUUCAACAUAACAACAACAAAUCGGUGGUCGCGUUGACCAAUCACAGCCUUCCAUGAAAUGAAGCGUUGAAGCAAUCGUCAUCGCAACCGAUUGGCGCAUGCGCCUUCGGUCCACUUCCUGCUUUCUGACGGCUGCACAAAAACAGACACAUUUUCCGGCUCCUCUGUGUUUUCUUCUCUUCUUUUGGACGCUUUUUAGAUAAAUGUUUUAAAUCUUUUCCGCCCCCAUGCGCGCUCCCGUGUGCGCGGCGCUGCUGGUGUGGCUGCUGAGCGAUGCGGCGGCGCGAGACUUCACGGAGGAAGAGAUGGCCGCCGUCAGGCAGCGCAUCAAGUCCAUGUUCUACCACGCCUACAACAGCUACCUGGACCACGCCUUCCCCUACGACGAGCUGCGGCCCCUCACCUGUCAAAGGUCACAGCUCACAUGUGCUGCUCCUCCCAAGGUGCUGGGGAACCACACCGAGUUCCAGAGGGUGGCGUCCCUCCUGCAGGACGCCGUGGACUUCGACAUCGACGUCAACGCCUCCGUGUUCGAGACCAACAUCAGAGGUGGGAGCGGGCGGGGGGGCGGGCGGCGGGUGGCCGCCUUCCAGACCCCCUCCGGGAUGCCCUAUGGGACGGUGAACCUGCUGCGGGGGGUCAGCCCCUCGGAGACGCCGGUGACCUGCACCGCGGGCGUGGGGACCUUCAUCCUGGAGUUCUCCGCGCUGAGCCGCCUGACCGGGGACCCCGUGUUCGAGGACACCGCCCGCCGGGCGCUCAGCGCCCUCUGGCAGACCCGCUCAGACAUCGGCCUGGUGAGUCGCUCCGGGUCUGAGGAGAACCCAGAGAGACAAAGGGGGAUCCCUGAGGACCUCCACCAGAAAAGAGCCCCGAACUCCAGGGCUGGUGGUGUGUCCGAGGGGGGGACCUGCCCAGUUCAGCAGGAAGUCUGGACACAACCGGAACAGCAAGUUCUCCUCAUUCAGAUGCAGGUUCUCCUGGUUCAGGUUCUCCCGGUUCAGAACUGCAGGUUCUCCCGGUUCAGAAACAGGUUCUUCUGGUCUCGGAUGCAGGUUCUCAUGGUUCAGAUACCGGUUCUCCUCGUUCAGAUGCAGGUUCUCUUGGUACAGAUGCAGGUUCUCCUGGUUAAGAUGCAGGUGGGGAACCACAUUGACGUCCUGUCCAGGAAGUGGGUGGCGCAGGACGCGGGGAUCGGCGCCGGCGUGGACUCCUACUUCGAGUACCUGGUGAAGGGCGCCAUCCUGCUGCAGGACCAGGAGCUGCUCAGCAUGUUCAGGGCCUACGACCGAGCCAUUCAGAACUACACCCGCUUCGACGACUGGUACCUGUGGGUCCAGAUGCACAAGGGAACCGUGUCCAUGCCGGUGUUCCAGAGCCUGGAGGCCUUCUGGCCCGGUCUGCAGUCGCUGCUGGGGGACCUGGACCGGGCGGUCAGAACCUUCCAGAACUACUACUCAGUGUGGAGGCAGUUUGGGGGCCUGCCGGAGUUCUACAGCAUCCCCCAGGGGUACACGGUGGAUAAGAGGGAGGGGUACCCCCUCAGACCAGGUGGGUUCUGGGGUCAUGUGACCCCCUCAGACCAGGUG
This is a messenger RNA of Menidia menidia (Atlantic silverside), 1894 nucleotides long. NCBI's taxonomy places the organism in Eukaryota, Metazoa, Chordata, Actinopteri, Atheriniformes, Atherinopsidae. The record is from the annotation of a GenBank genome assembly.